Molecule: messenger RNA, 1216 nt
Organism: Rhincodon typus (whale shark)
Lineage: Eukaryota; Metazoa; Chordata; Chondrichthyes; Orectolobiformes; Rhincodontidae
Product: complement C1q tumor necrosis factor-related protein 1-like
Exons: 2
Molecular function (GO): protein binding
Source: RefSeq, a predicted model, not a curated record
GAACAGACAUACGCAGGUGAGAAGGGUGACAAAGGGCCACGUGGAACUUAUGGCAAAGAUGGAAAAACGGGACACCCUGGACUCCGUGGUCCGGCAGGCGCCAAAGGUGCAAAGGGGAAUACAGGACGGUUUGGAGAGCCAUGUAAAAUGUAUUAUGCAGCUUUCUCUGUUGGCCGAAAGAAAGAACUACACAGUAACAAUUACUACCAGACAUUGGUGUUUGAUACUGUAUAUGUCAAUCUAUAUGAUCAAUUUAAUAUGUUCACAAGCAGAUUUUACUGCUCCAUCCCAGGUAUUUACCACUUUAGCUUAAAUGUACACACCUGGAAUCAGAAGGAAACCUAUAUGCACAUCAUGAAGAAUGAGCAGGAGGUUGUCAUUCUCUAUGCUCAGCCCAGCGAUCGCAGCAUCAUGCAAAGUCAGAGCAUUAUGAUGGAUCUGAAACAGAAUGAUGAAGUCUGGAUUCGUUUGUUUAAGGGAGAACGGGAGAAUGCCAUCUUCAGCGAUGGCUUUGAUACGUACAUCACCUUUAAUGGCUACCUGAUUAAACCAAACAGUGAGAAUUGAAUAAAUAAUUAAAUCAGUAACACUUCAAUGAAUAGAGGUCUGUCAUUCGAAAGCAAUAAGGAAGCUUACAAAAGGGAAACUCCAGCUUUCUGUUAUAAAAGUUGUUUUAUGUCUCUUAUCUUGAUUUUUAUUGCAGCUAAAAUCAUUUUUGUUACUUAUUGUAUUCUUUUUACUCAGCCUUUCCAAAACACAGAAAUCUAUACCUGUUUUUGUGGCUUGCUUUCAUUCCAUGGUGCUAUAAUAGGCACUGUCAGUCUUAUCACUUUGUGCAGUUUUGUUCAUUCAGAGAAAGCGGUGAAGAUUCCGAUCUCCCUUGUAAUGUAGAAAGCAAGAAUGCUGUUUUCUGUGGCUGAUAUUAAAGUCUCUAAGUAUGGGGAAUGUCAACAAUCAAACAGGCUGCUUUUAUAACCUGUAUAUGUACAUCCAAUUUAUAUUCUGUUAUCAAACUAUCACGUAACUAGGUGGAAGUGAGUUAUCGUCCAUCAUUAUCUGAGUUCAUAUAAAUAAGAUUGUUAAGAUUUUAUUUUAUGGGAUGAAAUCACCACAACAAAAUCAAAGCCUCCACUUUGUUCUUAUCUUGAGGGGCAACUUUAGUAUAACCUGUGGGUCCAGAUUUAAUAAGAGAUAACAAGGUGUAGAGCUGGAUGAA